AUGAUCUUCUUGCAGCUGAUAACGAUCACAGCAUUCGGCAUAAUAGUGGUACUCGGCGCUGAUGAGCUUUUGCUUCUGCAAGUGGCCUGGAGGCAUGGCGAUCGAGCUCCAUUAGCAAUAUGUAAGGGUGAUACGACAAAGGAAAAGGAAUGGCCGCAAGGGCUCGGAGAACUGACCGCGCGCGGAAUGGAGCAACAUGUCAAGUUAGGAAAAAUUAUUCGUGAGCGUUACGUUGACAAACUGAAAUUUUUGGACGGGCACUACAACACUUCGCAGGUUUUUAAAUGA
Molecule: messenger RNA, 288 nt
Organism: Gongylonema pulchrum
Lineage: Eukaryota; Metazoa; Nematoda; Chromadorea; Rhabditida; Gongylonematidae
Source: the annotation of a GenBank genome assembly